Pistacia vera is the source of this 1090-nucleotide messenger RNA. RefSeq names its product 50S ribosomal protein L25. The coding region runs from base 69 to 794 and encodes 241 amino acids. The record is from RefSeq and is a predicted model, not a curated record. The transcript has 3 exons. NCBI's taxonomy places the organism in Eukaryota, Viridiplantae, Streptophyta, Magnoliopsida, Sapindales, Anacardiaceae. Gene Ontology annotation, molecular function: 5S rRNA binding; structural constituent of ribosome. Gene Ontology annotation, biological process: translation. Gene Ontology annotation, cellular component: ribosome; cytosolic large ribosomal subunit.
ACAAAACCCUCAUCCACACACGCCACACCAAACGCGAACCUUCACUUUCCAGCCAUACCAAAACAACCAUGUCGCGAUGGUGGCGCACCCUGAGAAUGGUGGCCCACAAUCCCAACUCACCGUUUUCACAAUCCACUUCAUCUUAUCACACUAUUCAAGCGGUACCCAGAGAGUGCACCGGCAGCCGUGUCGCGUCAAAGGACCGAGCCCAGGGUCGAAUCCCGGCAGUCGUUCUUGCGCCGAACCUGCUCGACAAAAGUUCUGAAAACAGACCACUUUCUCGGAAACAACUGUUAACCACUGAAACAAAACAAAUUCAAUCCAUUCUCAAGUCCGUGGAACUCCCUUUCUUUUACUCUACUACAUUCCCACUCCAGAUCCGAGCCGGGUCCGGGUCAUCAGUUUUGCUUGAUUCAGGAAAAGUACUCCCAAUUAAGGUUCAUAGGAAUGAAGAGACUGGGAAUAUAUUGAAUUUGGUGUUUGUGUGGGCUGAUGAUGGGACGAAGUUGAAGGUUGAUGUGCCAGUUGUUUUCAAAGGAGAAGAAAACUGCCCUGGUCUUAAGAAAGGUGGUUCUCUUAACAGGAUAAGAACUAGUUUAAAGUAUCUUUGCCCAGCUGAACUCAUUCCUCCAAAAAUUGAGGUGGAUGUCAGCAAUCUUGAUAUUGGAGAUAGAAUCUUCAUGGAUGACGUUGAGGUACAUCCAUCCUUGAAACUUUUGAGCAAGAAUGACGACAUGCCUGUAUGUAAGAUCGUGGCAACAAACUUGGAAAACCCAGAACCUGCAGUGGUGUAGGCACUGAAGGAUAAUUUUGGAUUGUACGUAUUUUGACCAGCAUUACUCAAAAUCAGAAGCAUUCGAAGAAUAAGUCUAUUGUUUUCCCUGGGCUUGAGGUUGUGCUAUGUUCCCUAGAUAAUCGGAAGCCGAUAAUCUUGUGUCUGUAACAUCCUUGAAUGGAGGCAUUGCAUGCUAUAUUUGUACCUUUAGAUUCUUUACGGUUUAGUUGCACAGUUAAAACAAUAGUUGGUGGCGGAUGGAAUUUUGUAGCAUUCCAACUAAGUGGUUGUUUCUUUCUCUUUUUGUCUUCUUAA